This is a messenger RNA of Closterium sp. Naga37s-1, 1242 nucleotides long. Lineage: Eukaryota; Viridiplantae; Streptophyta; Zygnematophyceae; Desmidiales; Closteriaceae. The record is from the annotation of a GenBank genome assembly.
AUGCGCUUCAUGGUCCAAUGGGCGUCGUCCUCUGCUGCCACGUCACCCGACCCGCGCUCCUUAUUCCAUUCGUCCGUCCCGGAGCAUAGUACCACGCCGGACCGCGGCAACAUUUCCUUUUCCUCCCGCACGCCGCUUGUUCCCGCGCUUCGAAGAAACCGUUCCUCUAACGCCUCCUCGUCGCCGCCGCUCGUUACAGGCACACCCGGCGCUUCCGCCAGCGGCGCAGCCACCGCGACGCCUCCGGUAGGGAAAUCCGCUUCCGCCAACGCCCGUUCCGCGACUGCCGCACCGCUCCUUUCCGCCUCGCAUUCCUUCUCCUCGCGCGGAGAUGAUGAGCGGCUGCCCGCGCGAACCCGCGCCGACCCUUCCGCCGCCGCGGUGGCAGCUGCCCCCUGCCCGCAUGCCGCCCCCGGCUGGGGGAUGCCCUGCUCUGCGUGCCUGCGGCGCGCGCUGGAAGGAGGCGGAGCUGUUCCGCGCUCGUCGUCCGCGGAGGGUCGCGUGCAGCAGCGCCCUGCGGGGGCGGAAGAGGCGGGGAACGGGGCGCGGGCGCCGGAAGGCAAGGCAGGAGGGCGGAGAGGAGAGGGAGAGGGGGAAAGCGAGAGCAAUGGGGCUGGGAGGGAGCCUUUUAGGGGCAUGGGCAGGGUGGGGGUUGGGGAAGGCAGGCUGGGGAAGGGGGAAGGGGAGAGUGGGGGGAUGGGGGAGAGCCGGAUGGGGGACGAGCGGGCAGUGGGGGGCGGGGAGGAUGGGGGGAGAGAAGAAGGGGAGGUGGGGAGUGGGAAGAGGGGGAGUGGGGAAGAGGGCGAUGGGGACGAGAGGGGUGGGGGGGAGGACCAUGGGGGGAAGAGGGAGCGUGGGGAGGGGAAGCGGCUGGGGCAAGAGAAGGAUCCGGGGGGUGGUGGGGAGAAGCAGCGGAGGGAAAAUGGGAUGGUGGGUGGUGGGGAGGAAGGGGGGCAGACAGGGGAAGAGGAGGAUGGGGAGGAGGAGGAGGGCGAGAAAGGGAAUGGGGAGGAGGAGGACGAAACAUGGGCAUGGGCGACAGAGGCAUGGGUAUGGGCAUGGGCAUGGGGGGAGGCAUGGGGGGAGGGAUGGGAGGGGCGGGUGGCGUGUCGGCGUGGCAGCAGCAGCGGCCCUUCCCUGGUUGGCCUGGGGGGCCGGGGGGGUACCCGCCCUUCCAUGGCUACUCCAACCGCAAGCCGUGGUGGCAGCGCUGCACUCUCUGGCUCCUCUGGAUACUCGUAA